AAAGCAGUUUAAAGACAACAAGGAAUUAAUCAGUGGACAGUUAUUGCAUUAACAGAAGAAAAGCUAAACACGUACGAUAUUAGGAUUCAGAUUCUGCCAGAUCAAACGCCAAGAAGUACUUGAACACGCAGAGCGCACAACUCCAAAUCCAAAUCAUUACUAAUUAAAUUAGAGCUUCUAUUUUCAAAGAAUUUUGAGAAAAAUCCCAACAAGUUUCCUGCAAACAUGUAUACAACAGCAUCAUCAGUUAAGAAGAUGAAGAACAAGAUAAAAUUUAGCGACGAACAAAUUCGGUCGCUACAGACGAUCUUUGAUUCUGAAACAAAAAUCGAGCCGAAGAAGAAGGUCCAGCUUGCAAGAGAGUUGGGAUUAAAGCCUCGACAGGUUGCAAUAUGGUUUCAGAAUAAGAGAGCCCGACGGAAGACGAAGAAACUCGAGAGAGAUUACAGCAUACUAAUGGCUAAUUACAAUAAUCUUGCUUCAAGAUUCGACGUCUUGAAGAAAGAGAAGCAGUCCUUGCUUAUACAAAAGCUGAAGGAAAUUGAAGAGAAGGCUGGAAACAGCAGCAAUGGUGGAGAAUCAACCAUUGCCAAUGGAGAAAAUAUCAAAAGUGAAGUUGAAGCAGCAGAACUGAAGCCAUACCUAUCAGGAAAACAUGUUUUUUCAGUCGAUGAAAACAGCAUGAGAUCUGCAGCAGAUUAUUUGAACUGAAUGGAUGAAGAAACUGAGCUUCUGAAGAUAGUGGAAGCUGUUGAUAGUGUUAGAGAGAUGGCUGACAAAGGAGAACGGAUCAAUGGUCAAUAACAUAUUUUCAAGAUUCUGCAGAUUGUUUUCAUUUAGUUGAAUUAGUUCAAAAUCUGAGAUAAGGUUGUAAUCUUUAGUUAUUGUUGUUUAUAUCACUUGGUAUACUCCUUUAUUUACUUAA
Messenger RNA from Olea europaea var. sylvestris, 925 nucleotides. Its product is annotated as homeobox-leucine zipper protein ATHB-12-like. Gene Ontology annotation, molecular function: sequence-specific DNA binding; DNA-binding transcription factor activity, RNA polymerase II-specific. Lineage: Eukaryota; Viridiplantae; Streptophyta; Magnoliopsida; Lamiales; Oleaceae. Gene Ontology annotation, biological process: positive regulation of DNA-templated transcription. Gene Ontology annotation, cellular component: nucleus. The record is from RefSeq and is a predicted model, not a curated record. The coding region runs from base 226 to 711 and encodes 161 amino acids. The transcript has 2 exons.